This is a messenger RNA of Vidua chalybeata, 2583 nucleotides long. It is a transcript of the gene SCARB1, whose product is annotated as scavenger receptor class B member 1. The transcript has 12 exons. Bases 106 to 1620 code for a protein of 504 amino acids. Gene Ontology annotation, biological process: recognition of apoptotic cell; cholesterol efflux; plasma lipoprotein particle clearance. The record is from RefSeq and is a predicted model, not a curated record. Lineage: Eukaryota; Metazoa; Chordata; Aves; Passeriformes; Viduidae. Gene Ontology annotation, molecular function: lipid binding; scavenger receptor activity; low-density lipoprotein particle binding. Gene Ontology annotation, cellular component: caveola; cytoplasm.
GCCCCUUCGGCCGGGCCGGGCCGGGCCGGGCCGGGCCGCGGGGCCAUAAAGCGGCGGCGGCGGGACCCGCUGCCGGUCCCGGUCCGCUGCCGACUGCGCCCCGCCAUGGCCGUGGCCCAGCGCAGGCUGUCCGUGGGGCUGGGGCUGGCCGGCGUGGCCUGCGCGCUCCUGGGGGGCUGCCUGCUGCUCGUGGGGCCUCUCAUCAUCAGGCAGCAGGUCAUCAAGAACGUCAGGAUCGACCCCAGCAGCAUCUCCUUCCAAAUGUGGAAAGACAUCCCUGUUCCUUUCUACUUGACAGUGCAUUUCUUUGAAGUGCUGAACCCCAAGCAGGUCCUCCAGGGAGCGAAGCCGGUGCUGAGCCAGCGUGGACCCUACGUGUACAGGGAGCACAGGUUUAAAACAAAUAUCACAUUCCACGACAACGAUACCGUUUCCUACCUGGAGUACCGGCACCUUUUCUUCCAGCCAGACUUGUCCAAUGGCACGGAAGACGAGUACAUUGUUGUGCCAAACAUCAUGAUGAUGGGAGCAGCUGUGAUGGUGGAAAAGCUGCCAGGAUUGGUGAAGUUCUUGCUGAGCGGAGCCCUGGCCAGCCUGAAGCAGGAGGCGUUCAUGAACCGGACGGUGGGGGAGAUCAUGUGGGGGUAUGACGACCCCCUCAUAGAUGCCAUAAAUCUGAUUGUUCCUGGCCUGCUCCCUUUCAAGGGGAAGUUUGGAUUGUUCAUGGAUUUUAACAACUCCAACUCGGGGCUGUUCACAGUAAACACGGGCAUGAAGAACAUCAGUGAAGUUCACAUGGUGGAUUCGUGGAAUGGGCUGAAGAAGGUGAACUACUGGCGGAGCGGUAGUUGCAACAUGAUCAACGGGACGGCAGGGGAGAUGUGGCCACCCUUCAUGUCCCCAACCUUCCUGGAGUUCUACAGCCCUGAUGCCUGCAGAUCCAUGAGGCUGGUGUACGAGCAGUCAGGGGAGUUCAAGGGUGUGCCCACCUAUCGCUUCGUGGCGCCCAAAACCCUCUUUGCCAACGGCACAGACUACCCACCCAACGAGGGCUUCUGCCCCUGCCUGCAGUCUGGCAUCCUGAACGUCAGCACCUGUAGGCUCAAUGCGCCGAUGUUCAUUUCCCACCCUCACUUCUACAACGCCGACCCGUCCCUGGUGAAUGCAGUGGAAGGCCUGCACCCCAACAAGGACCAGCACGGGCUUUUCCUCGAUAUGCACCCCAUGACAGGCAUCCCCAUGAAUUGCUCCAUCAAGCUCCAGCUGAACCUGUACCUGAAGCACGUGUCUGGUAUCACUCAAACAGGGAAGAUUAAGCCAGUGGUCCUGCCGCUGCUGUGGUUUGCAGAGAGCGGAUCCAUCGAAGGCUCGGUCCUAAAGCAGUUUUACAACAACCUGGUGCUGCUCCCGUCGGUGCUGGAGUACCUGCAGUACACCCUGCUUGGCCUGAGUGUCCCACUCAUUAUCUCAGCAGCUGUGCUCGUGGCAAUGAGGAAGAGAAGCGCCGCCGAGAAGAGCCCCCGUCCCCCCGGCAGGCAGAGCGGAGCUGCCCCCUGCUCCGAGACCACGCCGCUCCUGCACCACGCCGACAGCCCCAGCCAGGACGGUCCCGAGGCCUGAGCCACCCCCCUGGCACGCUUCCCACUGGGACACCCUCCCACUGGGCCACGGCCACGCUGCAGGUGACACUGCUUCGGAUCCCCAGAGCUCUCUGGAAGAUGAGCUCCUGGACAGCCCGGCCGAGAUCCCGCACAGCACAGGCGUGGGACGGUCCUGCUGCUCAGCACUCCUGCUCAUCCAGAAGCCUCAACGCUGUUCAAGAACCCUGUUGUCCCCAAGGGCCGGCCUGAGCCACAGCCCUUCUCUCUGGUGGAAUGAAGAUGGUUGCUGACUGAUCUGAGAAGUUAUUUGCAAUUUAAAACUGCCUAUUGCUAGGGAUAAAAGGCACUUUAAUGGCAGCCUUUAAAACAAAUGAGGUUUGUAUAGGUAGCACUGAUGGGAUUUAGUGAUCAUUUUAAAAGCCACUGUUCAUCUCACCAAAUGGGGCAACGCUGUCCUGGAGCCACUCACAGUUUUAUUGCCACUUGAUGUAACUGGACUAGGCUGCAAAUCAUUUCUGGGUGCUGUCACUUCAGCGAUGUCCCUUCCCACAGUACCUGGAGCCUGCCUGGGGUUGCUCCAGCCUUUGCAUGUGUUGGAGAGUCGUGGUGAUUUUUAAAGCCCCAGUUCUGUGCCGUGCCCUUGUGCUGCACAGCGAUUCCAGCUCACAGCCCUGUUAAUCUCUCCUGGCUGUAGGUGGCUGUGUGAGAUGAGCCUUGGCAAAAGCUCGGUGGCACAUCUGAGCUGUCACUCAGCUCCUGGCAGUUGUCCCUGCUGCCUGCUCUGGGAUCAGCUCUUCUGGCCGUGGCCAUCAGCACUGGGAGGCACUGGUCACACUGGCUGACCUCGGCGAGGGGGAAGCUUCACCCUGUCCUUGUGUGUUAAUGCAGAUAUUUGUGCUUUGGAGAAGCAGGAACAUGUGCAAUCGUGAAAGUAACAAUGGCCUUAAGUAGGGUUUGAUUAAAACAUUGCAGCUUUCUGAAA